Molecule: messenger RNA, 1101 nt
Organism: Procambarus clarkii (red swamp crayfish)
Lineage: Eukaryota; Metazoa; Arthropoda; Malacostraca; Decapoda; Cambaridae
Source: RefSeq, a predicted model, not a curated record
AUGGCACUUUUAGGAGGUGCCGUCUGGGUGACAAGGAGUGACAAGAUGGCACUUUUAGGUGCCGUCUGGGUGACAAGGAGUGACAAGAUGGCACUUUUAGGUGCCGUCUGGGUGACAAGUAGUGACAAGAUGGCACUUUUAGGUGCCGUCUGGGUGACAAGGAGUGACAAGAUGGCACUUUUAGGUGGCCGUCGGGGUGACAAGGACAAGGGCUUCCAGCAAGGGGUUUCCAAUAGGGGCUUCCAGCAAGGGCUUCCAGCAGGGGCUUCCAGCAAGGGCUUCCAGCAAGGGUUUCCAGCAGGGGCUUCCAGCAAGGGCUUCCAGCAAGAGUUUCCAGCAGGGGUUUCCAGCAGGGGCUUCCAGCAAAAGCUUCCAGCAGGGGUUUCCAGCAAGGGCUUCCAGCAGGGGCUUCCAGUAGGGGCUUCCAAUAGGGGCUUCCAGCAAGGGCUUUCAGCAGGAGCUUCCAGUAGGGGCUUCCAACAGGGGUUUCCAGCAAGGGCUUCCAGCAAGGGCUUCUACCAAGGGCUUCCAGCAAGAGCUUCCAGCAAGGACUUCCAGCAAGGGCUUCCAGCAAGGGCUUCCACCAAGAGCUUCCACCAAGGGCUUCCACCAAGAGCUUCCACCAAGGGCUUCCACCAAGAGCUUCCACCAAGGGCUUCCACCAAGGGCUUCCACCAAGAGCUUCCACCAAGGGCUUCCACCAAGAGCUUCCACCAAGGGCUUCCACCAAGAGCUUCCACCAAGGGCUUCCACCAAGAGCUUCCACCAAGGGCUUCCAGCAAGGGCGUCCACCAAGGGCGUCCACCAAGAGCCUCCAGCAAGGGCUUCCAACAAGGGCUUCCACCAAGGGCUUCCACCAAGAGUCUCCACCAAGGGCUUCCACCAAGAGCUUCCACCAAGGGCUUCCACCAAGUCUCCACCAAGGGCUUCCACCAAGAGCUUCCACCAAGGGCUUCCAGCAAGGGCGUCCACCAAGGGCUUCCACCAAGGGCUUCCACCAAGGGCUUCCACCAAGGGCUUCCACCAAGGGCUUCCACCAAGAGCUUCCACCAAGGGCUUCCUUCAACCCUGGCGACUGCAGGGUUCACACACGCCCUCUGA